Molecule: messenger RNA, 2884 nt
Organism: Nasonia vitripennis (jewel wasp)
Lineage: Eukaryota; Metazoa; Arthropoda; Insecta; Hymenoptera; Pteromalidae
Exons: 8
Coding region: 1780-2421 (213 amino acids)
Source: RefSeq, a predicted model, not a curated record
CAGUUAUAUUUAUUUAUUAUUGUGACGAGACACGAGUCUCGCACAUGUAAGGCGACCGCAAUAAACACGGCAUGCGCAGCGAGCGCGCGCGCGCAACGAAAGGCGAGGCCGCACUAGCGCGGAGGCAGUGGCCACAUAAGGGCGUAUGCGUGCGUAUGCAUGCGUACGCGUGCGGUGAAGUUACUAGAAACAUAUAGUGACUUUUCAUAAAGCCAACUGUCGAAAUUGAUUUCCGGAAUUGACUAAAACUAGUUAUAGAAAACGAAUGCACUACAACAAUCAUAUAACCUCAACCUUCCAACGUGUUUGUCUCACUGAUGGUCUCCAACAGAUACUCUGUUUUAACAGCGAUUAUCUCCGAAAAGAAAAUGUGAUAAUGAAAAUGUGAAAAUAGCGAAAUCGAAAUCUAAUAAAAUAUUAAGUAAUUAUAUGUCUAAAACAUUUACAGUACUCUACAAUCAUGAAUUCCAUGGAAAAAACCAUCAUUCGAUUUUAUGCUGCAAAUACUUUUAUGUUCGACCAUCAAGAUGAAAAACAUUAUUCAAAUACAGAAAAAAAUAAUGUUUUAUUAAACAUACAAAAAGCUCUUUCGGAGGAUGGUAUUAAUAUGUCUACAAAGCAAAUUAAGGAGAAAUAUAAAUAUCUUAGAGAUAUUUUUGUAAAGACCGAUAAACUAAUUGAAGCGAAACAGAAUCUUACAUAUCUACAAAAGUGCAUAUAUCAGAGGAUGUACUUUAUAAAACCAUUUUUGGUUUCAAGUUCGAAACCUCGAUCCACGUACGAAGUGAAGAGAGAUAUAAAAGUUCAAGAGACUGCUUCAAAAGCCAGCCUUACGCCGACAUCUCACGACUCGCUUUAUCUCGAUGCGCACACCGGAUAAAGGGAGGAACGAGACGAGCGACGAAGAUUUAUGAAGCCGUGCGCACACGACUCCACAAAUCCGAGGGUUAACCUCAAAACCCCGUUGCACUAUCCCGGCCGUUACUGUGCGCACACAGAGCGGUCGAGAUCGUUGUUGCGCGACACAUUCGGAUCGGUGUAGCAGUGCGCACACGACUCCACCGUACCGAAUGAAUUCCUAACCACAAAAUCCGCCACCGAUCCGUCAUACCGCCACCGUACCGAAACACCGUAGCCGCAAACACCGAAUCAUUCUUGUAACAAAAUCGCGUAGAUAUUCUUAUAAAUUGUCAACCGCGUUAGUUUAAACCAUUCUAUUUGUAAAGGCGAAAUAUUUUUAACAAGACGCAUAAUUGAUUUCUGUUUCAGCCGGGAUUUAACAACUGAUUCCAAAUUGCGAUUCUUUACUUAAGAUUUUUGUUAUAAUUAUAUAUUUGUUAUAAUUAAAAAUAUAAAAACAGACUCUUUUCUUGCCCCUUUCCCCUAUCCAGAUCCUGGAACCAACUGACUAUCCAGUCUCCUCGGAAAAGUUGAACCGAUACAUUAUUUAUAAUCUAAAAAAUGUUUGAGGUUAUAUAAGCUAGACCUUGAUGUCUCACAACGGUCAGAUACGGUUUCUGACUACUGGAGCUGUGUUCCGCAUCCCAAAACACAGGGAUUCCGCGAAUCACAAACAAUGAAAUGACCGCAAGCUCAGUUUUUCGUUGUUGAGUUUUGUUCACUCGUAUAAAGUUUUGUGAAUAUAGUUCAAUAAUAAUGGAUUAAGUAAAUAAACCACAAAUAACUUUAGUUGAUCCCAAAACUAAGGAAACCUUCAAGGUCCUUGUAAACGCUGAAGAUGUUGAAAAAAUCGAGAAUGAUCCAAUUUAUCAACAUAAAAUGUUGAAAGACAUAAAGAAGGUCAGAGAUGAAACAAAUUGCUUAAAGCUAGGCCAAGCAAAUAAUUUAGUUGAACUGCAGGUAAUGGAUACAUCUGAUAAAAUUCAUUCCUUGAUGGUUCCUGUUGCUAAACGUGAUCGAGCUUUAAAAGAUGUAGCAUAUGCCAGUGAAUUAUUACAUGAACACUUAUCGGCUUUGCCUAGUUCAUCUAAUGCUAGACAGACAAACAAUACGGAGACUGAUGCCAUGAAAGAUGGAGUAUUGAACGCUGAAAAGGAUCCAGUAUUUGAGUUAACAUUGAUAGAACCUUCAACAAUGGAGAAAUUCAUGCUUUUCGUUGACCAGGAAACUUUUAACCGAGCACAGAACGAUAUCUCGUUUGCGAUACAGUUAUUAGAGAAUCAUAUGGCAGCUUUAGAUGAACAAAAAUCAAAUUCUGUAUCGACAUUCCUGGAGGCAAACAAUACUAGUAAUGAAGAACUGCAAAAUGACACUGAUGAAUUGAAAAAUCUCAUUAGAAUGUAUAAGAACGAUGACAUUAAUGAUGAUGAAUCCAGUAGUAAACAGACUGGUCGUUAUGUUUGGAGUGACGCAGAGACACUUCUUUUAAUUACAUUAUAUAAAGACAAUGAUGCUGCUUAGAAUGAAGGCAAGAUGACGUACAAAACUUUUUGGAAAAGAAUUACAGAUGGCAUGGUGUCUAAAGGAUAUAACGUAACUAACAGUCGAUGUACUUAAAAAAUGGACUCCCUCAAAAGAAUGUACAAAAACGUAAAAGAUCAUAACGCUCAAAGCGGAAAUGAUAAAAAAACAUGUAACUUUUAUGAAGAGCUGGAUGAACUGUUCAAUAAAAAACCAUGGAUAAAACCACUGUCCGUGGCUGGAUCAAAUUUGCCUUUAGACAAUGUGGAUAUUAACAAAACACCAAGUACCUCACGAAAGCGUUCAAAAUCAGUACUAGAAGACCUAAAAGCAUCAUAUUUAGAGCAGUCGUUAGAAAUAAAACGCUUGCAAAGGGAAGAUACAGAAAAUUACAGGAAGGAAAAAUUAUCUGUUAUGAAAGAUUUCUUCCAAUUUCUUAGAAAAUAAGAAGUAGUAGGUGCAA